Messenger RNA from Indicator indicator, 2322 nucleotides. It is a transcript of the gene VAV2, whose product is annotated as vav guanine nucleotide exchange factor 2. Gene Ontology annotation, molecular function: guanyl-nucleotide exchange factor activity; protein binding. NCBI's taxonomy places the organism in Eukaryota, Metazoa, Chordata, Aves, Piciformes, Indicatoridae. Gene Ontology annotation, biological process: intracellular signal transduction; regulation of GTPase activity; cell migration. Gene Ontology annotation, cellular component: cytoplasm. The record is from RefSeq and is a predicted model, not a curated record. The transcript is spliced from 29 exons. The coding region runs from base 1 to 2322 and encodes 773 amino acids.
AUGGAGGUGAUCUCUGCAGUAUCCAGGCUCUCCUUCCACACUAUUGCUCAGACCAAAGGAAUUAGGCCCUUCCCAUCGGAGGAGACCACGGAGAACGAUGAUGAUGUGUAUCGGAGCCUGGAGGAGCUGGCAGAUGAGCAUGACCUGGGGGAGGACAUUUAUGACUGCGUCCCCUGUGAGGAUGAAGGUGAUGAUAUCUACGAAGAUAUCAUCAGAGUGGAAGUUCAGCAGCCCAUGAUCAGAUACAUGCAGAAAAUGGGAAUGACAGAAGAUGACAAAAGAAACUGCUGUUUGCUGGAGAUCCAAGAAACAGAGGCCAAAUACUACAAAACACUUGAAGACAUAGAAAAGAACUACAUGAACCCCCUGCGCCUGGUGCUGACUCCCCAGGACAUGGAAGCUAUUUUCAUCAAUUUGGAGGACCUAAUUAAAGUGCACUUCAGUUUCCUGAGAGCCAUUGAUGUCUCCAUGAUGGCAGGAGGAAGCAGCCUGGCAAAGGUGUUUCUGGAGUUCAAAGAGAGGCUGCUGAUUUAUGGCAAGUACUGCAGCCACAUGGAGUAUGCCCAGAACACCCUCAACCACCUCCUUGCCAACAGGGAGGAUGUCAGGCAGAAGGUGGAGGAAUGCACCCUGAAGGUCCAGGAGGGGAAGUUCAAACUGCAAGACCUGCUGGUGGUUCCCAUGCAAAGGGUUUUGAAGUACCACCUCCUGUUAAAAGAGCUGCUCAGCCAUUCCUCAGACCGACCAGAGAAGCAACAGCUGAAGGAGGCUCUGGAGGCGAUGCAGGACUUGGCCAUGUACAUAAAUGAAGUGAAGAGGGACAAGGAGACUCUCAAGAAAAUCAGUGAAUUUCAGAGCUCCAUAGAAAAUCUGCAAGUGAAGCUGGAGGAGUUUGGGAGGCCGAAGAUCGACGGCGAGCUGAAGGUUCGCUCCAUAGUCAACCACACCAAGCAGGACAGGUAUUUAUUUCUGUUUGAUAAAGUGGUGAUUGUCUGCAAGAGGAAAGGCUACAGUUAUGAGCUGAAGGAAAUCAUUGAGCUGCUCUUCCACAAGAUGACCGACGACCCUAUGAACAACAAGGACAUCAAGAAGUCUCAUGGGAAGAUGUGGUCCUAUGGCUUCUACCUAAUUCACCUCCAGGGGAAGCAGGGCUUCCAGUUCUUCUGCAAGACAGAGGAGAUGAAGAGGAAGUGGAUGGAGCAGUUUGAAAUGGCAAUGUCCAACAUCAAGCCAGAGAAAGCCAAUGCAAAUCAUCACAACUUCCAGAUGUACACCUUUGAGAAGACCACCAACUGCAAGGCCUGCAGGAUGUUCCUGAGAGGAACCUUCUACCAGGGCUAUCUUUGCCCCAAAUGUGGAGCAGGUGCUCACAAGGAGUGCUUGGAGAUCAUUCCUCCCUGCAAGAUGGGUUCUUCAGCAGAGCAGGAUUCACUGGGUGCUGGACCUGGUCCUAAAAUGGUGGCUGUCCAGAAUUACCAUGGAAACCCUGCCCCCCCUGGGAAGCCAGUGCUGACAUUCCAAAUUGGGGAUGUGAUUGAGCUGCUGAGGGGGGACCCUGACUCACCAUGGUGGGAGGGCAGGCUGCUGCAGACCAAGAAGUCAGGUUACUUCCCCAGCUCCUCAGUGAAGCCCUGCCCUGUGGAUGCAAGGCCCCCCACCAGCCGGCCGCCCUCACGGGAGAUCGACUACACAGCCUACCCCUGGUUUGCAGGGAACAUGGAGAGGCAGCAGACAGACAACCUGCUCAAGUCCCAUGUCAGUGGCACCUACCUGAUCAGGGAGCGACCAGCCGAGGCCGAGCGCUUUGCCAUCAGCAUCAAGUUCAACGAGGAGGUGAAGCACAUCAAGGUGGUGGAGAAGGACAACUGGAUUCACAUCACCGAAGCCAAGAAGUUUGAAAGCUUGCUGGAGCUGGUUGAGUACUACCAGAGCCACUCCCUGAAGGAGAGCUUCAAGCAGCUGGACACCACCCUCAAGUACCCCUACAAGUCUCGAGAGCGCUCGACCUCCAGGACCUUCACUCGCUCCCCAGCCUCCUGUGCUUCCUACAACUUUUCUUUUCUCAGUCCUCAGGGCCUCAACUUUUCUUCUCAGAGCUCCUCCAGUCCCUUCUGGUCAGUGUUCACCCCCCGGGUGGUAGGCACGGCGGUGGCUCGGUACAACUUCGCGGCACGGGACAUGCGGGAGCUGUCGCUGCGGGAAGGAGACGUGGUGAAGAUCUACAGCAGGAUUGGUGGGGACCAGGGCUGGUGGAAAGGGGAAACCAAUGGAAGAGUGGGCUGGUUCCCCUCGACGUACGUGGAGGAGGAAGGGGUGCAGUGA